GGGGGUAUUGCUACCUUGUCGAUGUGGGUUUCUAAUGUCUGUUACCCGGCCAUUAGAACUUGAAUGUAUCAAUUACUUCUUUUCUUAGCAAGAAAGGGACCUUGCCAAAGGCCAUUCAACAUGUGUUGUUGAUGAUGAUUCUAUCACCUUAUAUGAUUGGAAUUUGAAGGCGUCGGUCACUUCUUUCCCUAAUUUGCAAGGCAAUGUCCUUGCCUAUUGUUCAUGGAUGCGGAGACACAUCCUUAACAUCGUAUGUCCAUCUCGAGUACUUUACUCUGAUCAGCUUCGACAAGGCUAUAUCAUUCAUUCUAGGUUUGAAGGAGGGUGAAAGAGAAGUUUCAAAACCUGCAAGGACUUUGUUUCUUAGUCUCAGUGGGUCUUCCUGUAUCGGGUUGUUUGCGUAAGUUAAAUAGUGCAUUAAUAUUAAUAUCAGUCCAACUCCAACGAAGUUUCCUUUAAGAAAACAAAAUCCUACGCGGGCGCAUGCAGUAAUCGGAUAUACACGUACUUGGAUAGUUGGAUGGCAGUUGGCAAUAAAAGGCGUGCAUGACACGUUCGCUGUGUACAGGCUAAGCCAUCUGUCAUCGCUCUUAACCCCACGUAGCAGCAAUCCAACGCGCCCACCUCCGUCCAUAAAUCCACAAGGCCCCCGGAGUCUCUGCCCAGCGGGCCCGGCAGUCCCACAAGAUCACAGCACAUACGCUUCCUCCAUUCCACUCGGCCGCGACCGCGACCGCGACGGCGAGCGAGGGGCCGAGGUGGGACGCCGCGCCGCUUCUGCAGAAAGAAAAAGGCCAGGUGAGGUGCUCGACGCGGGAGCGGGACCGGAGUAGCGCCAGCGUCCCAUUCCCGGCCAACCUCCCUGUUCAUCUCCAUGCCGACCUGACUCGGACUCUUGAUUUGCUCCUCGCGGGGGUUCGGUCCCAUGGCGGCAGCUGCGCUGGCAAUGGCAGAGCAGGUGGUGGCCGAGCUCCGAGUGAGGUGUGAGACGCCGCCGUCGAUGCUGCGCGAGGUGGCCGUGGAGAUGGCCCGCGAGAUGGGCGCGGGGCUGGAGAAGGACGGCGGGAGCAGGGUCAAGAUGCUCCUCUCCUACGUCGAUAAGCUCCCCACAGGGAGAGAGGAAGGAUUAUUCUAUGGAUUGGACCUAGGAGGAACGAAUUUCCGCGUCUUGAAAGUGCAACUAGGUGGGAAUGCGAAGCAUGUCGUUGACCGUGACUCCAGAGAAGUCGGCAUUCCGCCACAUCUGAUGUCAGGGAGCUCCUCGGAGCUUUUUGGUUUCAUUGCUUCUGAAUUGGCCAAGUUUGUUGACGAUGAUGAGAAGUGCGCUAACAUUUCGAAUGGCAAGAAGCGAGAAAUAGGGUUCACGUUUUCGUUCCCAGUGAAGCAGCGUUCUGUAGCUUCCGGUACGCUUGUCAAGUGGACAAAGGCAUUUUCCAUUAAUGAUGCUGUAGGCGAAGAUGUGGUGGCUGAACUGCAAACAGCCAUGGAGAAGCAAGGUCUGGACAUGCAUGUAGCUGCAUUGAUUAAUGAUGCUGUUGGGACGCUGGCGGGAGCAAGGUACUAUGACAAAGAUGUUGUCGCUGGUGUAAUAUUUGGCACUGGCACAAACGCAGCAUAUGUUGAGAAGGCAAAUGCUAUUCCAAAAUGGGAGGGUGAGCUGCCCCAUUCAGGAGACAUGAAAAAAAACGAUUUUGCUGUACUUCAGGUCAUCAACAUGGAAUGGGGUAACUUCUUCUCAUCUCAUCUCCCCAUCACUGAAUAUGAUCAAGAAUUAGAUAAGGAGAGCUUAAAUCCAGGAGAACAGAUUUACGAGAAGUUAACGUCAGGAAUGUAUUUAGGUGAAAUUGUAAGGAGGGUGCUCCUUAAAAUAUCAUUGCAGUCCGCCAUUUUUGGUGAUAUUGACCACACUAAGCUUCAAACCCAUUUCCUUCUGCGGACUCCACAUAUUUCAGCAAUGCACCAUGACGAAACAUCUGAUCUGAAGAUUGUGGCCGAAAAUUUUGAAGAAAACCUAGAGAUUACAGGCACAUCCUUGGAGGCUCGUAAGCUGGUCGUUGAAAUCUGUGACAUUGUGGCGACAAGAGCAGCCCGGCUGGCUGCUGCGGGGCUUGCAGGGAUCCUCAUGAAGAUCGGGAGAGAUCACAGCGUCGAGGACCAACGGUCAGUCAUCGCCAUCGACGGAGGACUGUUCGAGCACUACACCAAAUUCCGCCGGUGCUUGGAGACCACACUGGGUGAGCUGCUAGGAGACGAGGCGUCCAAGGCGGUGGCCAUCAAGCAUGCCGACGACGGUUCAGGAAUAGGUGCUGCCCUGAUUGCAGCUUCACAGUCUCAGUACAAAAACGACUUAGUGGCCGUCAAGCAUGCAGAUGACGGUUCAGGAGUCAAGUAUGCAGAAGACAAGCGUGCAGAUGACGGAUCAGAAAUAGGUGCUGCCCUGAUUGCUGCCUCGCAAUCUCAGUAGAGAGAUGUCCGAGUGGUAUAGAGGUAGCAAGUAGCUAUGAUUUGUUUCCAACGUCUUAACUGUCCAGCGUCUGCAGUUUAGCAUGCUAGAGCUGGAUGCGAUCUGUAACCAAAACCAGGCUUGGCCAACUGGCUGUUCAUAAUUCCAAUAACAGCAGGGUUGCAGAUGUCUCCUAA
Messenger RNA from Zea mays, 2640 nucleotides. RefSeq names its product hexokinase1. Gene Ontology annotation, cellular component: mitochondrion; cytosol. The record is from RefSeq and is a predicted model, not a curated record. The coding region runs from base 926 to 2464 and encodes 512 amino acids. Gene Ontology annotation, molecular function: D-glucose binding; fructokinase activity; glucokinase activity. The transcript has 10 exons. NCBI's taxonomy places the organism in Eukaryota, Viridiplantae, Streptophyta, Magnoliopsida, Poales, Poaceae. Gene Ontology annotation, biological process: intracellular glucose homeostasis; glycolytic process; glucose metabolic process.